AUGUCGAGCCGGACGCGCCCGCCUUGGUUGAAGAAGCUGAAGCGGAUCAUUGGACGGCGCCUCCGCUCGGGAAGUCUCACCCCUGAGGCCGCGAGCCUACUCUGCGACGAGGUGCUCCCAUCGAUCCAAAGGCUUUCCCCGCCGCCGGCCGUUUCGGCAGCGGUGGACGUGUGGAGGGCCGACCGCCGCCCUUCCUGGGAGCUGGAGCAGUUCAUCGGGAAGUGUUACCGAUCGGGGGACCUCGGCCCCGAGGACGCACUCGAUCUAUUCGACGAAUUGCUUCCUCAAGCGAGGCCCGGCUCCGUUUACGCCCUCAACCAGCUGCUCACCACCGUCGCUCGCGCCCCGGUCUCCUCCACCGUGCGCGAAGGCCCUGCGCUCGCCGUGUCCCUGUUCAACCGCAUGGUCAAGAAGGUGGCUCCAGACAUAGCUACCUACACCAUCCUCAUCAGUUGCUGUUGCGGUGCGGGCUGCUUGAACCUCGGCUUCGCUGCAUUGGGCCAAAUCUUUAAGACGGGGCUGAGGGCAGAUGCCGUCAUCUUCACGCCCCUGCUCAGGACCCUCUGUGCUGAGAAGAGGACGAGUGAUGCGGUGAAUAUUGUGGUCAGGCGGAUGCCUGAGCUCGGCUGCACCCCCGAUGUCUUCUCCUACACCACACUUCUCAAAGGGCUAUGUGAUGAGAAGAAAUGUGAAGAGGCUGUCGAACUUAUCCACAUGAUGGCUGAGGAUGGCAACUGCCCACCUAAUGCAGUGUCCUAUACCACUGUAAUCGAUGGCUUCUUUAAAGAGGGUGAGAUACGGAAAGCUUACACCCUGUUUCGUGAAAUGCUCGAUCAUGGGAUCCCGCCUAAUGUUGUGACCUACAGCUCAAUCAUUGAUGGCCUAUGCAAGGUUAAAGCAAUGGACAAGGCCGAGGAGUCUGAUCCACGGAUACCUCUCCUUGGACAGUGGAAAGAGGCAGUCAGAAUUCUCAAAGAAAUGUCCGGAGAUGGGCAACGGCCAGAUGUUGUUACUUACAAUAUGCUGAUAGACUGUCUUUGUAAAUCUGGAUUGCGCGCAGAAGCUAGAGAGAUCUUUAAUUCUAUGAUUCAGAGCGGUGAAAAACCCAAUGUUUCCACCUAUAGAAGUCUGCUUCAUGGGUAUGCUACCGAAGGCAAUCUUGUUGAAAUGAACAAUGUCAAAGAUCUAAUGGUACAAAAUGGAAUGCGACCUGAUCAUCGUAUUACCUUCAACAUACAGAUCUAUGCAUACUGUAAAUGUGGAAGGUUAGAUGAGGCAAUCCUUACUUUUAACAAAAUGCAGCAGCAAGGAUUGGUGCCAGACAUAGUCACCUACAACACGGUUAUAGAUGGGCUUUGCAAGAUAGGCCAGCUGGACGAUGCAAUGUCCCAAUUUUCUCAGAUGAUUGAUGAUGGAUUGUCUGCCAAUAUCAUAACAUUUACGACCCUAAUUCAUGCUGAGGAACUAUUUUAUGAGAUGAUGGAUAGAGGCAUUCGUCCAACUGUCGUUGUCUUCACUGCAAUGAUAGACAAGCUAUUCAAAGAAGGAAAGGUUACAGAGGCCCAAAAACUCUUUGAUUUGAUGCCAAUUGCCAGUGUAAAACCUGAUGUGGUUUCCUACACUACAAUGAUUCAUGGAUAUUUCUUGGCCGGUAAACUGGACGAAGUGCUGAAGCUCCUUGAUGAUAUGCUCUCGGUUGGCUUGAAACCCAAUGCUGUUACCUUUAAUACUUUACUUGAUGGCAUGCUUUCUAUGGGUUUGAAACCCGAUGUUGCUACCUGUAACACUUUGAUUGAUAGCUACUGUGAAGAUGGUAGGAUAGAGGAUGUAUUGACUCUUUUCAGAGAAAUGUUGAGCAAGGCAGCUAAGACUGACACUGUCACGGAAAAUAUAAUUUCCUGA
Miscanthus lutarioriparius is the source of this 1902-nucleotide messenger RNA. The record is from the annotation of a GenBank genome assembly. Lineage: Eukaryota; Viridiplantae; Streptophyta; Magnoliopsida; Poales; Poaceae.